CUAAGCAGUUGGCACAUGGUUCUCCGAUUUCAAAAAAACAGGUUAUUUGGUGCUUUGAAUUUCUCUCCUCACCGUUUCCAUUGAAAGAUCUUCAACCUCAAUCACGCACUUCAAAUUUCACAUCGAUUUAGGCUUUUGUCUUCCCAUCGCAAUUCAGAGCCAGCUCCAAUCGACACAAAGGGGAUGGCUGCAGAUUCGAAGAACGAUGUUAAAGAGUUUACCACAGCGACAGAUGCUGAGGUAAAAACAAAACCAGUGAAGAAGAAGAAAGGAAUGUUAUCAAGAUUGUGGGGUGCGAUAUUUAGAUUACAUGGGGAUGACUUUGAAAAGAGAUUGCAAUAUAUAUCCAAAGAAGAAGCCAGUAUUCUUUCGAGAAUUGCAAGACGUUCAAAUAGCUGGCGGAGAAUGGCUAGGAACCUGAUAUUAUUCUCACUUCUUCUUGAGGCAAUUGCAUUAGGUUAUGCUAUUAUGACCACUAAAGCUUCUGACUUGGACUGGAAAAUAAGGGCAUUGCGAGUCUUACCAGUGUUUCUGCUUCCAGCAUUAGCUUCCAUUACUUACUUCACUCUUAGAAGCUUCACAAGGAUGUUUGACCAGAAAGACAAAAAAACACUUGAAAAGCUUCGAGCUGAGAGGCAAGCAAAAUUAGAUGAACUGAAAGAGAAGACGAAUUAUUAUACUACUCAACAGCUGAUACAGAGGUACGACACUGAUCCAGCUGCCAAGGCUGCUGCCGCCACAGUGCUGGCGUCCAAGUUGAGUGCAGACUCUGGUCUGAAACUAUACAUGGAAGAUGAGUCUAAUCAAAUUGUUUCUACUGGAAAGGACAAUGGCAUGGAAGUUGCAAGAACUAGUGGACUACGAAAUAGGAAACCAUCCGCUACAAAUACCAGUACGGAAAAUGCAUCCACAGCUCAUACCGGGGAAGAGAUGUCCUACCAUGGUGGACUUGAUGGCACUAUGAUGUCCCAGCAACACCAGAUGGCUGUACAGCAUUACAGUCAAACAGGUCCAACGAACGAUGGAGGAUGGAUUGCUCGAUUUGCUGCUUUACUCGUGGGAGAGGAUCCGACACAGUCAUAUGCACUAAUAUGUGGAAACUGCCACAUGCACAAUGGUCUAGCAAGGAAAGAAGAUUAUCCAUUUGUUACUUACUACUGCCCACAUUGCCAAGCCUUGAACCAACCAAAGCACUCUGAGCAGGGCUCUGGUUUGACCACACGCACGACCUCUGGUUUGACCACACGUUCGACCUCACCUAUUGCAGCCUCCACGGUUGAGGAGGAGGCAGAUGUUGUACCAAAUGCAGGUGGUUCAACAGGGGAUACAGUUGCUGCAAGCGAGGGCGCUGUAGCUGCAGCAGAUGCGACUUCCGGAAGCUGAACUUAGCUUUUUGGAGGAGUGAAAGCGAUCAAUUAAUGUGGAUUUAUAUACAUGAAGGCUGUUCAGGAAUCAUUUCACCAGAGCAAGAGGUUACAUUGUUUUUCUCUCUUACAUAACUAAGCGUGUUGUAAACGUAACUUGAUACAUUUUUGUCACAUGAGUCUGUGAAUGUCAUCUUGAGACAACUAUUUCUGCAAAUGGGCGAUCGAGAUACAAUUUUUUUUGCUGA
Salvia splendens (bonfire salvia) is the source of this 1612-nucleotide messenger RNA. RefSeq lists its product as uncharacterized. The record is from RefSeq and is a predicted model, not a curated record. NCBI's taxonomy places the organism in Eukaryota, Viridiplantae, Streptophyta, Magnoliopsida, Lamiales, Lamiaceae. Gene Ontology annotation, cellular component: endoplasmic reticulum tubular network. The transcript is spliced from 6 exons. Gene Ontology annotation, biological process: endoplasmic reticulum tubular network organization. The coding region runs from base 184 to 1383 and encodes 399 amino acids.